AUGUGGAUGCAGCCAACAUCAGAUGGAUCAAAUUCAAAAGUUCAGGACACCCUACAAAGAGCUUCUGGCACACCCUUUCCUCCUCAGUCUAGUUCCUCCAAUGGUGUUUUGAAUCACUCUUGCGGAACUGUACAAGGGCUGCACAAGGUUCACGGGAACGUCAGUAUAUCAAAUGUGCACUGGCCUGAUGCAUCAGGGAAUUCAGCGAAUUAUUUUGGUAUUUCGCAAUGUGUUGAACAAGUUGCAGCGAAUACGUCUAAUGGGAGAACUUCAAUAAUUAAUCCUCAAAAUACACUUUCACAGCUAAAUCUUGGAGGCUCAAAUGGACAUUUUACGAAUGUUGGAGGUUAUGGACAAGGCAUCUUUCCAUAUGCAGAAAACACCGGAUGCAUUGCUAACUCUCUGGAUAAUCUUGGUAUUGGGGGUUUAGGUGCCGCUGGAGUUACUAACCAGGCUGGACCUUCUCACAUUAACUUAACUGCUCCACAAAUGAUGGGGCACCAAGAUGUAAGUCUGCAGGAACAAUGUCUUCACAUGCAAAUACCGCAUUCAAAUUUCGUAUCCAGUUCACGAAGACUGAAUGAAUCACCCAUUCAAUUUCCCAACAUGAAUGAAAUGGCUCCACCAACAUCUUCCCUUAUGCAUGUUCUCGCACUAUCUCCACCAUUGUCACCAGUUCAUGACCCAAUUGAUUUGUCAUCUGCUUCGGAGUACUCAUCUGAGUCGGAAAAUGAUAUACCAAACCUGCAACCGCAUCCACCAGUUAUGAUGAUAAGCUCUGAUGAGGAGAUGGACGGCUAUAGUACUGCCGAGUCUCGAGUUGACAACGAUUAG
Fraxinus pennsylvanica is the source of this 834-nucleotide messenger RNA. Lineage: Eukaryota; Viridiplantae; Streptophyta; Magnoliopsida; Lamiales; Oleaceae. The record is from the annotation of a GenBank genome assembly.